This is a messenger RNA of Cuscuta campestris, 2377 nucleotides long. Lineage: Eukaryota; Viridiplantae; Streptophyta; Magnoliopsida; Solanales; Convolvulaceae. The record is from the annotation of a GenBank genome assembly.
AAUGAAAUGGACUGAGUGUUGUUUAUGUCUUGAUCUUAAUUAAAUCUGUGGCUCAUAACUGGAACAUGGAGUUUGGAUAGAGGAAAGGCGGCAUGCUUAUUCCCACUUCACUUUAAUGUCUGUAAACCCAAAGCUCAGUACUAAUUUGUGUUCAAAGUUCCACACUUUCCGUUGGAUCCGAAGUUAUUCCUCCCGCAACUUUUCCAAGCCCAUCCCUUAUUCGUCUCCCCAAAUAUACGCCUGCAAUGUCAAGAUCGCCCAGUUAUCCCGCUCCGGGAAGAUCCGUUCUGCCCGGAAGGUGUUCGAUGAAAUGCUCCACAGAGAUGCCGUGUCGUGGAACUCGAUGAUCACGGCGUACUGGCAGCACGGGCUUCUCGAGGAAUCCAGGAAACUCUUCGUGUCGAUGCCAAACAAGAAUGUGGUGUCAUGGAACUCAAUGAUCGCUGGCUGUGUAGAAAAUGAUUGCAUAGAUGACGCUCGCCUCUACUUCAGCACCAUGCCAGAAAAGAACCUUUCGUCGUGGAAUGCGAUGAUUUCUGGUCUCAUCAAGUUUGGAAUGGUGGAUGAAGCUGGGAGAUUGUUUGAGGAGAUGCCGAGGAGGAACGUGAUCACCUAUACUGCUAUGAUAGAUGGGUUCAUGCAGAAAGGGGAAGUGGAGAAGGCUAGGGCCUUGUUUGACUUUAUGCCUAUGAAAAAUGAAGUUUCUUGGACUGUGAUGGUAAGUGGAUAUGUGGGCAAUGGCUGUCUUGAUCAAGCCAGGGAUUUGUUUGAGCAGAUGCCUUAUAGGAAUGUUGUUGCUCAAACUGCUAUGGUAUUUGGGCUCUGCAAGGAUGCUCGUCUUACAGAAGCGAGAAUACUAUUCGACAAGAUUCGUUCUAAAGAUACCGUCUCCUAUAAUGCCAUGAUUUCAGGUUAUGUGCAAAAUGGUGGCAGUGAGGAGGCGUUAAGUCUACUAAUACAAAUGAUGAGGAUGUGUCUACAACCUGACCUUUCAACUUCUGUUUCUGUUCUAAACGCGUGCUCAAAUCUCAUGUCCCUCACAUUGGGAAAACAAAUACACACUUUGAUUCUCAAAAACGGGUUGGACUCAAACUUCCCACCAAAGCAUGCUUUGAUCACCAUGUAUGGUAAAUGUGGCAGCAUCGUUGAUUCGGAAUCUGCUUUUGAAGUUAUCGGCAAACCAGACUUACUUUCAUGGAACGCCAUCGUAGCCGCAUUUGCACAACAUGGACUGUAUGUGAAAGUUGUCAAACUAUUUGAGCAGAUGACAUCCGAUGGACAAGAACCAGAUGGGAUAACAUUUCUAAGCUUAUUAUCUGCUUGUGCUCACACAGGAAUGGUUAAAGAAGGCAUAUUUUGGUUCGAUUCGAUGAUCAAAGAUCACAGAGUUAGUCCUCAGCCUGAGCACUAUGCGUGUUUGGUUAGUAUUUUGGGCCGAGCCGGGCAGCUGGAGAAAGCCUUUCGGAUCAUCAAAGAGAUGCCCUUUGAAGCUGAUUCUGCAGCAUGGGGUGCUCUUCUUGCAAGCAGCUGUGCUUACUCAGAUUUGGAGCUGGGAAAGAUCGCCGGAGAGAGAAUUCUGGAAUUGGGUGAUCGGAAUUCAGCAUCGUAUGUCACUUUGUCUAACAUAUAUGCUGGUGCUGGGAUGUGGGGCCAGAUCUCGAGAAUGAGAAGCAUGAUGAAAGAGCAUGGAAUUAAAAAGCAACCUGCUUGCAGUUGGACCGAGAUAGAGAGUGAAGUCCAUUGCUUUUGGGCAGGUGAUUCUUCUCAUCCAAACAUGCUUGAGAUUCAUUCGGCAAUCAAGAAUAUGAAUUUGCAGAUGAAAUCCCAACUUGACUUCUUUAAAGAUGACGAUUUCCCGGACAUUUUCCUUGCCUGAAAUGAUAUUGCUGUCUUCAGCUUCUGGGAUGACAAUGCAGUGUUUCAACCAAGUCAAAUAUUCACGAAGAAACGACAUUUCUGCCACAAGAAGUGGUGAAUGCAAAAGUUGCUAAUGUCUGAAAAGUGAUAUGUAUAUGGUGCAUUCCAAGAUUACAUAAAUUCCAACUUCUUGGCAUAAGAAGAAAAAAAACAUCUUGGGAUUCUUGGCUAGAUAUUGCUCAUAGAGUGUCGUUCGCUACAACAAACAUUGCAGUAAAACAGAUAAACAUGUUUCUUCUACAAUGUUGAGAAUGAUUCUCGAAGUCCGGGCUCUGGUUGGAGAGGUGAGAUCUGAAUAAUGUGGUUGAGACUCUGCUUAAUGCCCUUCCCCAUAUCUGUCAAAAAAUACAAUUUUCUUGGUAAUGUACUUCUGUCCAUUGCCAAUGGAGCUAAAAGAGUCAUUGUUUACAAUGUUUUAGUUUCGGGCACAUAGAUUAUUAAAUCAAUAUGGAACACCAAA